Messenger RNA from Cladocopium goreaui, 3222 nucleotides. The record is from the annotation of a GenBank genome assembly. NCBI's taxonomy places the organism in Eukaryota, Dinophyceae, Suessiales, Symbiodiniaceae.
AUGGUACACAAUACAGCUAGUGCUACUCAAGUAGACAUCUCAGCACUUGAGUUUGCGGGAAGCUUUGAAGGAUGGGGUGCUCAUAAGAGGGUUCUUCCCAGUAUUCUGGUCUUGACGGAAGUGUGCAACCUUUGGCAGGCUCUUCCCAAUAUUCUGGCGGGAUCCUGUUCCAGCCAUCCAGAGAUGGGAAGGGGAGAAGGAGAUGAAGGACGCCCUUGGGACACGAAUCUGGCGCCUGUGGUGAAAGUACCCACACAUGAGCAGGUACAGCGAUUGGCAAUGAGGGAUCCUCCUCCUGCAAUUUGGGCUGUGGAACAGGCGAUUUGGUUGGGCGGCGAGAGUGUGGAACAUCUCGGUGGCAAGGUCCAAAUCCUCGACAAGGAGACCAUUUUCUCAGCGUCCACCGCAGUGGAUGCUUUGAACAGAGGGAGCUUGAAAUGCCCAGAUGACUUUUGCGUCGUGUACUCUGCAUCCAGCCGAGGCUACUACUUGCUCUACAGGCAAGGCCUGUGUGAGAAAGCAAUGACCUUGGUCCAGGAGAUGCAGCCCCCAUCCAACGGGCGGGAGCUUACCAGAAGCCAGAAUGUGGAGCCGCAAGGGCCGCCCGAACCCCGGCGCCUUGAGGAAAUGGCUGUGGAGAUUAUCGAGCUGGCAGAACAUGAUCAGCCCUUCAAGGCCGAGGAGCUGAUGAUGACGGCCCUUGAAAUGGGUCCAGUUCCAGAGGCGUAUGACUCCUUGGUCAUGGCUUUCGAUCGAAUGGAGAAUGUGCCCAAGGCGGAGGAGUGGCUUUGGCGAGCUUUGCAGUCGGGUAUUCUUCCCCGCGAGGAGUGCUUCGGGACGGUGAUCGUUGGUCUUUGCAAGACUGGAUUCCAAGGGAAGGUGGAAGACACCAUGACUCAGAUGAUGCAGAUGCGCAUGAGGCCACCCAAGGAGGUCUUCGACAAAGUCAUUGGGAUGUUUGCAAGGCAGCGCAAUCCCGUGAAGGUGGAGGAGUGGCUCCUCAAUGCUGGCCAGUCAGGUUGGACGCCACAUCAAGCUGCCUUUGAAGCGGUGGUGAAACUGUAUGCUGAGUGUGAUACCAUGAAGGCGGAGGAGUGGUUGAGGCGAUCGCAGGAGACGCAGUACCGGCUGCCCGAUACGUGCUACUAUCCGGUGAUCAUGGGCCUGCUCCGCAGUGGCAAUCCGCAGAAGGCUGAAGACGUGCUGUCGAUGAUGAAGGCAAACGACUUUCCAGUCGAUGAUGCAGUGCUUCACGAGGUCAUUGCGCUCCAUGCAGAGGUGGGCAACUGUAUACGUGCGGAAAACCUGAUGGAUACGCUCCAGCAACCCAGUAGCAACUUGGAUGACUUGCGCUUGGGCAUCAUCGACAGUGCCGUACGCGCAGGUGAAAUUGAAGUGGCGGAGAGACAAGUCCUGCUGUUGGCGGACCCUGAGAUCAGCCGGACCAAGCAGGUCGCAGCGGUUCUGUCUGAGGCUGGCGACGAUCUCAGGGCCAAAGCGGUACUGGAGAAUCAUUGUGCCGUGAGUGGUGAAGCUCCUCCGGACAUUUGCACCGCCCUGUUACAGGUCUGUGCUGCUCUGGGAGAUGUGCGAGGGGCAGAGGCCUCAGCUCAGCUGCUGCUCCAAAGUGGGCCUCUGAGUGAAGCACAGGUGGCCUUGAUUCGGCAAACCCUUGGGGAUCGGGCUGAAGCCCGGAUCCCGGAUCCCCUGCAAUGGAGCCACAUGAUGCCACAUGGAGAUGUGUCAGGCAGCCGCCCCUGCAACGAGCAGAGGCCAACACACUCACAACCUUUGGUGAACGGGGCACACCCGGAGCUGCACUUUAAGCCUUCUUCCAAGCAGGUUUUCUCCACCAGCUGCCACGCGCUGCCACUGCUGGCGGCUGGCGCCUUCAGUGCACUGCUCCUGCGCCAGGCUGCACAACGCUUCGGCAGCAACGACUCUGCCCUUCGUGAUUUGAUUGCCCGACACACCAAUAUAGAGAUCGUCGAGGACUACAACUCGCCACCAUCAGAGGCCUCGCCAUUUGUUCCGAAGCCCGUGUGCAGCGCUGCCACAGGAGAGGAGCUUCAUUGGUACGUGGGAGGAGCCACAGAAACGUUGCCCAAGGUGCGAUGGAUCAUCAAGAAACCAUCAGUCAUGCAGCGUGUUCUUCUUGAAGGAGGUCUUGGCUUCGCGGAGUCGUACAUGGAUGGCGAUUGGGACAGCGAUGACUUGGAGAGACUGGUCUUCGAAAUGCUGAAGCUGGAAAAUGUCCGGAGCGAAUUGGGAUGGCGCGUGCUGCCGCUGGUCAGCAUGAUCUUCUGGGGUGCCUUGAAGUGGAAAGUCUUCCCUGGCAAUUCCUUGACUGGCGCCCAGAACAACAUCGCCAAUACCUAUGACGUCUUGGACUCACCAAAGCUUUACGAGAAGAUGUUGGGACCGACUAUGCAGUAUACCUGCGCCUACUACAAACGACCUGACAUGACACUGGAUGAAGCACAGGAGGCCAAGAUGGACUUGAUUGCGCAGAAACUGGAUCUCAAACCUGGCAUGCGCUGUUUGGAGUUCGGAUUCGGCUUUGGUGCGCAGGCGUACUACUUGACAUCCAAGUAUGGUGUGCAUGUGACCGGAGUGACCCUGUCCAAGGAGCAGAUGGCCUGGGCUGUCAAACACAAUGCUCAUCCGAACAUCGAGUACCGCUACCAAGACUAUCGUGAAGUCACUGGAACAUUCGAUCGCAUCUAUUCAGUGGGCAUGUUUGAGCAUGUGGGGCGUAACUCCUAUAGCACCUUCUUCGACAAGUGCUACGAGCUGCUGAAGGACGAUGGCAUCAUGAUGAUCCACACCAUGGGCUGGGCGCGUCGUGGGCCCUGGAAUCACAACGCGUUUGUCAACAAGUACAUUUUUCCUGGUGGAGAGAUGCCAACGAUGUCGCACAUGACACAGGAGUUCAGUGACAGAUGGCACAUGGAAGACUGGCAAAGUUUCGGCAAGAGCUACGUCAUGACCUUGCGGUGUUGGUUGGAUUUGGUGAGAGAUUGGGAGGGCCUGGACGAACUUGAUCUGCGUUUCAGACGGAUGUGGGUCUACUAUCUCUGUGCCUGUUCUGCUGCCUUUGAACGACGGAGAGUGAAAUUGUGGCAGAUUGUGUAUACCAAGCUGAACAGCAGCCGUCCGGACGAUUGCCUGCACAUUCGAUCUGCUGAUUCACGUGCGCUGGUGGGAGCUGAUGCGGUCUGA